GAAUCCCAGAGGCGAAGAAGAAGAAGAAGACUCAAGCCAGUCAAAUGUGCAAUGUGUGUUCGCAGUUUCCCUCUAAACACAGAUGCCAUGGCAUGGCCUGGGUGUGUACAGUCUGCCCAUCGCUAGAGAUGACUAUGUAAAGUGAAGCGAGCCUUGUUGCGUCGCCUCCAGCCAUGACUCAGAUCAGCGACCCAAAGAUCGCCUUCGCCUACCUGCGCCCGGCCUGCGUCCUGCUUACUCGUGAGCCCACUGUGACCAAUGUGGAGAUGCUGGGGGCCCAGCUGAGAGAUGUCAGCGAUGCCACCUUGCAGCAGCUUCAGGAAUACGUCCUCUUCCCCCUCCGCUUUACCCUCAAGGUCCCCGGGCCCAAGAGGGAGGGCCUGGUGCAAGCCGUGACCGAGGCCAUGAGUUAUGUCCUGGAGAAUACCUGCGUUCAGAGCUGGGAGACCCUCCGCGACCUCUUCUCAGAGCUCUGCCUCUGCCUGUGCUCUCCAGCUGAUCCAGGGAAACCUGCAGCCACAUCAGAGGAGCUGAAACUGUCCGUGUUGAAGUCCCUUGACGCCCUGCUUCACUCUGCAUACGGGGAUAUAGUGUUCAAACUUUAUGAGCCGGUCAUGCUGCCAGGUCUGGGAGCUGCCAUAUCACUGCUUCUUGCUCUUGGAGAGCAGGAGAAAUGUAGAAGUGUACAGGCAGCCGCCCUGAAGUGCCUCCAGGCUUUGACUCUGCAGUGUGACUGCACUCGGGACCACGUGGUCCCAGCAGCAGAGGACGAGUGUGUUAUAGGCAGCACCAUGGCUUCAUUCUUACCUGGGGUCACGAUGGCUGUAGCCAGGAUUAUUACAGGAGACAUGAGACAGGGUCACGCAGUCACAGUCAGGGCCAUCAAGGUCUGGUCCCAGACGGUGGGACUUGUCAUGGACGACGUGCAGUUGCAGGCUUGCGGGCCCGGGGAGGCGCCGUCUCCAGACCUGGGCAGGGUGGGUGCGCUGGUGGUUCAGCGGACACAGGAGUGGGCGAAGAGCACCUCGGGGAGGCUGGCUGUGCUGCUGAAGAAGAUCAUCUCGUGCACGUCCGCCCACCAGCACUGGAGGGUGAGGCUGGAGACGGUGGAGCUGGCCGACCACCUGCUGGCCAGGUGCAGCCAGUCGCUGGGAGAGUGUGUGGGGCCACUGCUGGAGGCACUGGUGGGGGCCAUUAAUGACGAGGAGCCCAGAGUCAGAGAAAGGUGUGAGCUUGCUCUGAGACAGAUAUCCCAGAGGAGCCAGAGGCCCAGCGGAGGGGUCGACUCUGCCACCAAAAACAGCAGCAGUAGUCAGACUUUCACUGAUGUCCUCUCAGAAAACCUCCAUGCUUUAGCCACCUCCCUGCCCAGACUCAUGAGGACCUCUGACGACCAGAAGAAGCUGUUUGUCCUGAAUGUCUUCCUGGGCUACCUAAAGGUCCUGGGACCCCUGGUCUCUGUGGUCCUGAACUCAGCUGCACACCUUGAGAGGAUCUCCAAGGCUUUGAUGCAGGUGCUGGAGCUCGACGUGAUGGAUGUGCGCAUCGUGGAGGAGAGGAGCUGCGCCUCCGCCAUAGAAACGAGCUCGGGGUCUGCUCACACUCAGAGGAAACACUUCCUGUACUUCACAGAUGAGAAGGUCUUCUCUGCGCUGAUGGAGAUCUGUCGGACUUUAGGUUACUACGGCAACAUUUACCUUCUGACUGACCACUUCCUGGACCUGUACCGAGAAUCCUCAGCGUACAGGAAGCAGGCUGCCAUGGUGCUGAACGAGAUUGUCAGGGGGGCCGCGGGCAUCGCUGUGACAGCAGGCGUCCGGGGGCUGGAGGACGAGGGUCCGGGUCGCUGUGCCCCGCCCACCCAGGAGGAGCUGAGGGCAGCGGUGGUGUCUGUCAUGGAGGAGUACACCAGUCUGAGCAACUGGCACCUGGUCACCGUCAGCGAGGAGACUGAUGCAGAGCGACAGGAGCAGCAGCUGCUCAGCCCCUCCAGACUCCUCCCCAUAUCCAACAGUGACGGCAGCAUUACAAACACCAACGCUCUCCAAGUGAUUGCUUCCUCCUCCAGCUCUCCCUCGUCCUCCUCUUCCACCUGCACCGUCCGCCAGCUCAACAGCAACAUCUGGCAGCUGUGCAUCCAACUGGAGGGCGUCGCCUGCUUUGCCCAGGCCCUGGGGCGCGACUUCCGUCCCCUGUUGAUGACCUCGCUCUACCCUGUGCUGGAGAAGGCCGGGGACGAGACGCUGCUGGUCAGCCAGGCAGCGCUGGGCUCCAUGUGGGGCAUCAGCGACGCCUGCGGCUACGCCUCUCUGAAGGAUCUGAUCAAUGACAACUCCGAUUACCUGCUCAAUGACGUGUCCCUCAACCUGCAGAGACUCAGCUUGUAUCCACAGGCUCCGCGGGUGCUGUCAGUGAUGCUGGCCCACUCGGACGCCAGCCUGCUGCCUCUGGUGGGGGACAUCGUCCAGGACGUCCUGCUGGCUCUGGAUCUCAGCUACGACAACACAGCUGCUCUCUUCUGCUCCGUGCUGCACGCUCUCAUGAAGGCACUGGUGAGGUGGUUCCCCCCCAGUCCUGGUAAGACUGCCGAGGCCUCCAGAUCCAGGACGUCCUCCACUGAGCAGGAAGUCUUUGACGUCCGCCAGUUUCUGCUGGAAUACCGCAAACAGAAAGAGCUGGCAGAGGGCAUCGGAAUAGAGGAGGAUGACACUGAAGACCCAGUGGUCCCUCCCCAGGUACAGUGUGAUGAGGAUGCUGACGGUCCGGAUGUGAAAGCAGAGCUUCCCUCGCACCUCAGAAUCACUAAAGAUGUUGUGGAGCGCUGCGUCCACCUGCUGUCAGAGCCCAGCCUCCGGCUCCGGCUCAAGGUCUUGGACGUGUUGGAGCUGUGUGUGUGUGUACUGAGUGAGAGGGAGAACGAGCUGCUGCCUAUGGCCCACCGCUGCUGGCCGGCCCUCCUGCAGAGACUGACAGCCGAUGACCCCUUAGCAGUCCUGCGAGCCUUUAGGGUGCUGUGUACGCUGGGUGAGACGUGCGGCGACUUCCUGAGGAGGAGGGUGUCGAAAGAAGUUCUUCCCAAGCUGACCUCGUCUCUGGCCCGCCAGGCUCCGGUCAGCGCCAGGGCCGGACCCGUCUACACACACACACUGGCCUACAAACUGCAGCUGGCUGUCCUGCAGGGGCUUGGCUCACUGUGCCUCAGACUUGACCUGGCCGAGCCGGACCUGGAUGCUGUUUGUGAAACCUGCCUGCCCUACCUGAGCUGCAGACAGCCCGUCAGACUGCAAGAGGCCUGUCUCAGUGUUUUCCGACACCUAAUCCAAGUGGACCCGGAUGCCUUCUGGUUUACACUUAAUGAGCUGCACUGCCCCUUCUCGUACACCCCGCCUCACCCUGACCUUCAGCCUGUGCUCCUGAACGGGAUGGGUCGGCCGAGGGACGAGUACUCGGACAAUGUCCUGAAACUGCUGAGGGAGGAGUUUGGUCAGCCGGCGAGCCAUCCAGACAAAGGACAAGCGGACGAGUGAUGUGAUGGACAAACGUAGGCUGAUUGAGGUACUUGAGGACAAUGAGAGGCCAAUUGGAUUCCGAAAAUGUGAACAUUGUGCUCUACAUUAAGCCAAUCAGAUGCAGCUGUGGUAACCUACAUCCAGCAUAAGGCCCUGAACAGCAGGGGAGCACUAAAGGAAAAUGUCUGCAUAUCAUCCCUGCUGCUCUUCGCUUCCCAGCUGCACUUGUAGAUACCCUGAACAAAUCUGACAGGUCUUCUACAUCAGGAGACAUUAUUAUGCAGCCAAUGUGCUGAUUUUAUUUCAUGUGAAGGCACUGACAAGAAUGGUAUGCAAAUGUUAUAUGUAUGCUACUCUUUUUUUUUUUUUUUUAAUCUUUUUUUCUUAAAAGAAUGCCUUUUUCAACAGCCUUGCUUGUGUGAAUUAUUCAGGCAAAAGCCAGAAUAGUUUUGAAUUUAAAUCAAACCCUUCAUGGGUUUGCUCUGAGCCUAUCACAGCAGCCAUGCUAAUCUCAGCUGUAUCAACCCAGGGUUCAUGACGGCACUGUGGGCAUUAAGAGGUAAAUUCAGCAGUCAGUCAGUCAAAUGCUCAACACUUCACUUCACAUCUAUAUCUACUUAGAUGCUAUCAAACUUUAUCAUAGCUCUUGAGAAGAUCAUUUUCUACAAAUCAUGUCUGGUCUUUACUAGGCGGUACUUAAAGCCACUAUGUGUAGAAUUUAUAUUUGAUUAUAUCAACCCACAGUUCUUUUUGAUAGCGUAACAGUCUGCCUUUAGAAAAAUGAAACCAUCACAGCGAAAAUUGCUUUAGUCUAUUUGUUGCUUUCAGGCUGUUCAUUCCCUGAGCUCCUGGGUGUCAUUUUGGCACUAAAGGUGCUCUGCUGAUGAAUGACAGAAAUGAAGAUCUUCAACCAGACCAGGAGCUAAGAAGUGCAGUUUCACUUGUUGCCAACCUGGAGACUUUUCAAACCCCUGAGAAGUGGCAAUAAUGGUUUCAUAUUAUGGUACCAAAGAUUUUUUACAAUUUUUGCAGUUUUGUGUAAUGGCUUAGUUUAUUCAUGUGGCCAGCGGCCUGUGUAGCUUCUAAGCUAUGCAAGCUAACCCAACCCCAAUAUUCAUCAGUGAUAUACAAUCUCAGUCUUCUCUUUUAGUCCAGAAUAACUGAGCGUCAUCUCAAAUGCACUGCGAGACUGUUGAGAAACUGGUGGGUAUGCUGGGUGAGCCUGUGGUGCAGCAGGUAGGGCUUCAGCGUCGUGUUCAAAGAGGGUACAGCAGAGCAGGGAUCAAACUGCAGCCCGUCCAGUUGGGGGACGACCUCAGUAACCACUGAACCGUCCUGCCACCCACACUGCAUGUCCUCAGGUGUCAAAGCUGGUAGGAAUAAUGUGCCCUAGUUUACAGCUUCUGUCUCCCUGUUGGGCAACUGGACCCGGGUGUCCUGUGACAGGUGGGGAUACUGACCGCCAAACUAACAAGGAGACUACAACUCUUAUCAAGCAUGCUGCCACGGCAUGUUUAAACCCUUCAAAACCCCUCGGUGUAACAGAGCUUUUUAAAUGGGGGAAGCAGGAAGCCCUCUCCGUGAUCAUAGUCACCUCACUGAUGGGCGAACCUGGGGCCCCCCCCACCUUCUGGCACCAUAAUGAAUGUGCGAGCCUUCCAGCUUGGGGAAACAAGAUUGCCACGUGUUUUGUAUUUAGCCGGCCUGGUGUAACGCUAGCGAGCAUAGCGCCUCUUUAUCUCAUCCUGUACUGUUGCUAUUUAUCCUGCUGCCAGCGCUGACAAUAGCGCCAUUAGUCAUCAGCAGGAAUGGGGGCUUUGGCAGCACCUAUUACACACAGGCAACUGCCUAAUAUCGUUUCUCCUCAAUGCACAGGGACAGCCCAACUCAGCCACACAUCUGACCAUUUGCUUUUUAAUCUCACACUACAGGCGACACAGAACCAUUAAAACGUAGAAUAUGAAAAUCUUUAAACCUCUCAACCCCAAAUAAAGCCUCAGAAUUAAUUAAGACCCUCCUGUGCAAUGACUACCCUCAUGAAUAAAAAGAUGUGGAACUUU
Myripristis murdjan (pinecone soldierfish) is the source of this 5569-nucleotide messenger RNA. RefSeq names its product TELO2 interacting protein 1 (gene tti1). Gene Ontology annotation, cellular component: cytoplasm. The record is from RefSeq and is a predicted model, not a curated record. The transcript is spliced from 14 exons. The coding region runs from base 174 to 3527 and encodes 1117 amino acids. Lineage: Eukaryota; Metazoa; Chordata; Actinopteri; Holocentriformes; Holocentridae.